AUGUCGUUGAUUGAAGACAAGUUGAAGGAGGUAGAAAAGGCCACUGCUAAAUUGCAGAAGUUGAAGGAUGAAUUGAAGGAGUUGCAAGAUGCUGCUGAAGAAAAGAAGAAGAGCGAAGAAAAGAAGAAAAACAAGAAGACAAAGGAGAAAUCUGAUAGUGAAAGUAGUGACUCUGAUUCUUCUAGCAAUUCCGACUCUUCUAGUGAUUCUGAUUCUUCUAGUGACUCUGAAUCUUCUAGUGAUUCUGAUUCUUCUAGUGAUUCUGAUUCUUCUAGUGAUUCUGAUUCUUCUAGUGAUUCUGAUUCUUCUAGUGAUUCUGAUUCUUCAAGUGAUUCUGAUUCUUCUAGUGAUUCUGAUUCUUCAAGUGAUUCCGAUUCUGAUAGCGACUCUGAUUCCUCAAGUGACAGUGAUUCCUCAAGUGACAGUGAUUCUUCAAGUGACAGCGAUUCCUCAAGUGAUUCUGAUUCCUCCAGUGAUUCUGACUCCUCCAGUGAUUCUGACUCCUCCAGUGAUAGCGACAGCAGUGACAGUGAAGACGAUUCAAACAACAAGAGAAAAUCCUCAGACUCAGACUCAGAUUCUGAUUCUGACUCUGACUCGUUGUCAUCAUCUUCUUCCUCUGAUGAUGAUGAACCUGUUAAAAAGAAGGCCAAAACUAAUAGCUUUGAAGAGUCUGACAACUCCACCACCCCACCACUUUCUGAUUCAUCCUCCACUGCCACUUUGAAAAAGGACCACAUUUCUGCAGGUGAGGACUUAUUACUCCCUGGUCAAAGAAAGCAUUUCUCUCGUAUCGACCGUAGUAAAGUUUCUUUUGAAAACACUGCGUUGACAGAUAACACUUACAAAGGUGCCGCCGGUACUUGGGGUGAGUUAGCCAAUGAUAAAUUGGGCCGUGUUAGAGGUAAAGAUUUCACUAAAAACAAAAACAAGAUGAAAAGAGGUAGUUACAGAGGAGGUACCAUCACCAUGGCUAGUGGGAGUUACAAGUUUACUGAUUAA
This is a messenger RNA of Saccharomycopsis crataegensis, 1002 nucleotides long. RefSeq names its product nucleolar and coiled-body phosphoprotein 1 family protein. The transcript has a single exon. The record is from RefSeq and is a predicted model, not a curated record. Bases 1 to 1002 code for a protein of 333 amino acids. NCBI's taxonomy places the organism in Eukaryota, Fungi, Ascomycota, Saccharomycetes, Ascoideales, Saccharomycopsidaceae.